UCGUGUAUUGUCAAUUGAGGAGCAGACCUAAGAGCAACCUGUAAUAUUUUAAAAUCUUUUUUCCAACCAAUUUUUAAAAAAUACAAUGGUGAGUAAAUGUCGUCACAACUACCAAGAUGAGACCGAAACGCUUGUUAACAAGCAGAUCAACAUCGAGCUGAAUGCUUACUACCAAUAUUUGGCGAUGGCUGCGUUUUAUGAUCGCGACGAUAUAGCCUUGAACGGUUUCUCAAAAUAUUUUAAGGAAACAGCCGAAGAAGAGUAUGAACACGCCCAGAAACUGAUCAAAUACCAGAACCUUAGAGGUGGACGUGUCAUCUUGAGCGAAGUCGGUGCUCCUGCCGAACAAGAGUGGUCUUCUCCGCUGGUUGCCAUCGAAUAUGCUCUCGGUUUGGAAAAGAAAGUCAAUCAGUCGUUGUUGGACUUGCACAAAAUGGGUUCAAAGCACAACGAUGUUCACCUAUGCGACUAUUUGGAAGGGCACUUCCUCAAGGAACAGGUGGAAUCAAUUAAUAAGUUGGCCAAACAUCAUACCAAUUUGGUCCGUGUUGGCGAUGGCAUGGGCGUGUUCCUCUACGACAAGGAACUGCGUUAGCAACCUUCGAGAUGAGUGGCCGAAUAAUAUGUAUUUUACUAGGCUUGUGGAAUACAAAUCUUUAAACCUUA
Molecule: messenger RNA, 666 nt
Organism: Daphnia pulicaria
Lineage: Eukaryota; Metazoa; Arthropoda; Branchiopoda; Diplostraca; Daphniidae
Product: soma ferritin-like
Exons: 3
Coding region: 86-595 (169 amino acids)
Biological process (GO): iron ion transport; intracellular iron ion homeostasis
Cellular component (GO): cytoplasm
Molecular function (GO): ferric iron binding; ferrous iron binding
Source: RefSeq, a predicted model, not a curated record